Messenger RNA from Aspergillus steynii IBT 23096, 2965 nucleotides. RefSeq lists its product as uncharacterized. The transcript has 6 exons. Bases 258 to 2633 code for a protein of 791 amino acids. Gene Ontology annotation, cellular component: cytoplasm. Lineage: Eukaryota; Fungi; Ascomycota; Eurotiomycetes; Eurotiales; Aspergillaceae. Gene Ontology annotation, molecular function: phosphoprotein phosphatase activity. The record is from RefSeq and is a predicted model, not a curated record.
CUUGGAUUUGUUAGAACCCGGUAUGUAUAGAAGUCUCUCCUCGUUCUCUCCUCGAUCUCCCAUUUCAACGGUUCCUUGACCAGGCUCGAUUUGUUGAUUGCUAAUGACAAACGUUGGCAAUCGAUGUCUGACUUUGAGGGUGCCCUUGUUGAUGGUGGCGAUGAUGAUGCUUUAAAGAAAUAGUUGUCGCAGAUGGCUAAUAUAGAUCAUCUCGCCAUUCCUAGUCAUCCUUCUACUUUGCGAUAAAUUGCGUGACCAUGAGUGCCUCAACUCUUCCUUACAUGAAGACCAACCCUCAGGUCAUCUUCUUCACCGAUUUUGAUGGGACGAUCACUCUCGAAGAUAGCAAUGACUUUUUGACCGACAACCUCGGAUAUGGACAGCAAAAACGCCGACAGGGCAACUAUGACGUUCUGGAGGGCAAGAUGAGCUUCCGCGAUUCUUUCCGCGAAAUGCUCGACAGUGUCAAAACCCCCUACAACGAGUGCAUCGCGACGUUGCAGAAGAACAUGAAGUUGGAUCCGUACUUCCUUGAGUUCUACAAGUGGUCCAAGGAGAACAACGUGCCCAUCGUGGUUCUGUCCUCUGGAAUGGUGCCGAUCAUCCGUGCUCUUUUCGAGUCCUUCCUGGGCGAGUCCCCUGAUGACCACCUUCACAUCGUGGCCAACGACGUGGAAAGCCGCGACGGCAAGGACAUCAACUCCGAAGGUGGCUGGCAGAUCAGGUACCAUGACGAAAGCCAUUUCGGUCAUGACAAGUCUCGCGAGAUCAAGCCUUACGCCGCACUGCCGGACAAUGUGCGCCCUACUCUGCUGUAUGCAGGCGAUGGCGUUUCCGACUUGUCUGCUGCUUCGGAAACCGACCUUCUCUUCGCCAAAAAGGGCAAAGAUCUGGUGACAUUCUGCGAGCGUCAAGGACAGCCGUACACUGUCUUUGAGAGCUGGGAGUCUAUCCUUGCCACCACGAAAGACAUCCUAGCCGGCAAGGUGUCGGUUCGUGCGGGCGUGCAGCUCGCUAUAUUUGCCGCUUUUGUUCUACUUCUUAUCGUAACUUUGGAUAACCGAUUUCGCGUUUUACCGGACUCCAUCCACGAACACCUUCCGUCCCAUUAUGCCGGCUUCGUUGUGACCGAUGUGGUCGUUGUGACGUGCUCGACUAUUAAUGUAUUCUCCGGCUGCAAACCAGACUCGCCGACAUGGUCGCAAGUCGAGAAGGAUCUCUAUCUGCAUACAGGCUGGACCUCCACUGCCUUCGUUCGAUUCGAGCACAAGAAAGAGGAGGAUCUGCUUCCUGCCGACAAAGUUGUCAUCGAUCUGAAGAUCGGCCGACUCGUUCCCGAAUCGACCCCUGAAUCUAAGAACAAGGGCGAGGAGUGGGAGCAAAGGCAAGGUGGCAUCUGGCUGAAAAGGACGGCGAAACGCCAUGCAAGUGAUUCGCAGUCCGUCAUUACUUCGGUCGAUGUCCUCUUCGGCGCCGAUGCGGUCGAUCCACGACUGGGCUGGGAGGUCAACGGCACCCCGUUGCUGCUGGAUAGUCGAACGGAGGAGCUGGAGACUCGCAUCAGCGUGCGAAGGGGAGACCUUCCCAAGGCUAAGAAGCCAGUCCCUCGAAUCAACGAUAAUGGUCGAUUUAAAGUCAUGCAAUUGGCCGAUCUACAUCUUAGUACGGGUCUUGGAGACUGCCGAGACCCUGUUCCGGCCGAACCUGUGCCGGGACAGAAAUGCGAAGCCGACCCACGAACGCUCGAGUUCGUGGAAAGACUCCUAGAUGAAGAGCAGCCAGAUAUGGUCGUGAUGAGCGGAGAUCAGGUGAAUGGCGAAACUUCUAAAGACGCACAGAGCGCGCUCUUCAAGGCGGUCAAAUUGCUCGUUGACCGCAAGAUCCCUUAUGCCGCCAUCUUCGGCAAUCAUGACGACGAGGGUAACCUCAAGCGGGCUGCCCUUAUGACCAUCUUGGAGGACCUACCGUACUCACUAUCAUCAGCUGGCCCUGAAGAAGUGGACGGAGUCGGUAAUUACGUGGUCGAAGUCCUUGGUCGCGGAAAGACGGCCCAUUCUGCCUUGACUCUUUACCUUCUGGACACUCACUCCUACUCCCCCGACGAGCGACAGUUCCGAGGCUAUGACUGGGUGAAGCCCAGUCAGAUCCGGUGGUUCAAGAACACCGCUCAGGGUCUCAAGAGCAAACACCACGAGUACACCCACAUGCAUAUGGAUGUGGCGUUCAUUCAUAUCCCUUUGCCUGAGUACCGCGAGUCUCAGAAUUACUAUCGGGGAGAUUGGUCAGAAGCGCCUACCGCCCCCGGAUUCAAUUCGGGAUUGAAGGAUGCGCUUGAGGAGGAAGGGAUCCUCUUUGUUAGUGCCGGACAUGAUCAUGUCAAUGAUUACUGCAUGCUGAACAAGGACACAAACGAAAAGCCGUCUCUUUGGAUGUGCUACGGCGGUGGCUCCGGAUUUGGAGGCUACGGGGGCUAUGGCGGCUACGUUCGGCGUAUCAGAUUCUUCGAUUUCGACAUGAACUCGGGACGAGUCAUGACUUACAAGCGGCUUGAAUAUGGCCAAACCGAGGCGAAGAUCGAUGAGAUGAUGAUCGUCGACGGGGGUAUUGUGAAAGGACCCGGGGAGGACAAUUAAAAAUUGCAUUUGUUUAUCAACUAUUCUCUCAACUCGGAAGAAUUAAAGGGAGGGAGGGGGGAAUCUCUAUAUUCUCAUCUGCUAACCGUGAGCGAAGGUUUGCUCUCCUGGGACAGAGAUCUUGCGCUCAUAUGAUGUAUAUCUAAUAUGCUUGCGUGGUCAUUUAUACUCAUUCGUGAGUAUCAUGCGCAGCUCUGUUUCCAUUUUCUGGCCGAUGUGGUCGUUUGAUACCUGUAUAGGAAGCGAAUGGAGAUUCGCCAAAUACGAAGAAUCUUUCCCAUUUGACAUCUGUGAAUCUUGUCUCUGGAAUGUAGUAUGUAUUAAAAAGAUGU